Messenger RNA from Symbiodinium sp. CCMP2592, 2211 nucleotides. The record is from the annotation of a GenBank genome assembly. Lineage: Eukaryota; Dinophyceae; Suessiales; Symbiodiniaceae.
AUGUCGACCGAAGCCAAGACUCCGGCCAUCCUCGAACAGGCAGCCCAAUCCCGAUGGCAACCGCGCCGGCUCCUCCCGAGCCACCUGCGGGACUGCGGUCCCACCAACUGCAACGGCAGCGAUGACUGUAGCGAGCGUGAUCCGCCUAGUGGGCGUCAUAUACGCCUGCCAUCUGCCACGGACUACCCUGCCACCUGGGCUCUUGCAAAUCACGGCACGGUUCCAGCCGCUACCGUCUACGCCAUGACCAGUGCCUCCAAUGAUGCCCAACUUCCUGGCACAAUGAGUUCCGGCGAUGUCAACGGUGAUGGCGCUAACGACUUCGCCUAUGAGUUCCCUGCUGGCACUUUCAACGUGCACUUCGGAGGCAUCUCUGCAGACUUGGAUCUCGACAGCAUCACCUACGACGGCUCGAAUGGCUUCAGCAUUGUCACUGGCAACAGCGGCAAUAUUUGGGGGACCAUCGCCGGCGACGUCAACCAGGACGGCUUCAACGACGUGUUGUUCUUCCACAAGGCCUCGGCUUCCGUCAAGAUCGUCUUCGGCAAGGCUAGCGGCUGGAGCGCUUCCUACACCGUUGUAAGCAUGACGUGGGAUGGCACGGACGGCCGAGAGUUGACCUACUCAGCCGAUAGCAAGUUCGCAGAUAAUUCCUUCGGAGGUAGCACGCCGCAGAUCCUCAGCGGAUUUGACAUCAACAACGAUGGCAUUGACGACAUCGCCGUCGUUUCGGAAGGCAGCAGCAACAGCGGCCGAGUAAGCAUUUUCUUCGGCAAAAGCACAUGGUCCGCAUCGGUGGACGGCUCCACCGACUUUGAUGGCACCAGUACCGGCUUCUCGUUUAUGGAUGCUACAAAUGCCAGGUUGGGACGUGGCCUGAGUGUGGGAGACAUUAACGGAGAUGGCAUCGACGAUGUCGUGGCCUCCAGCAGAAGUGAUCAACCGUUCAGCAGGACUGGCUGUCUCUAUGUGCUCUAUGGAGGGGGUACUCCAUUGCGGACAUUUAUGCUCAUGUCGAUGAGACCACUGGCUUCCGGCUGUGCGGUGCAGAAUCAAACACCUACAUCGCGGACUACUUCUUGGCCACGACAGACUUCAACGGCGACGGCAUCUCCGACCUGCUCUUUCCAAGCGGGAAUGUACGUUCUCUUCGGCAAGGCAUCCUUCGCCGCGAGCCUGACUCUGCCGUUCGCAAGCCGCGAGGGAGUCUCCCUCACGGGCUUUUCGGGCCAGCCGGCAUUGCUGAAAAUAGCCAACAAGGGCAAGUUCAACAACGACCAGUACGAGGACAUCGCGUUUGGGGACGGCAGCAGCCUGCACGUCGUGUUCGGCAGUGCCAGUCCGGGUGACACCAUUGACGUCACGGCGCUGAGCGGCAGCGACGGCUUCAAGGUAACAGACAGUGGCGGCGGCAGCUUCAUUUUGCCCUUCUACAGCCCGAUCGACAUGACCGGAGACGGAUCGACGGAUGUCGCGCUGUUCAUCUCAACCUUGUUGAUGCCGUCCUUCGACACAAAGAAUUCUCCGUAUGCCAUUGUGGGCAACGGACCUGCAGGAGGCUCCAGCAACAAUGCCGCCACGUCAACAACCUCCAGCAGCCUCUCCACUUCAGCAACCAUAAUCAGCUCGACAGAGACAUCAUCUUCCACAUUUACACGAACAUCAAGCAGCUCCUCCACCUCAGGCAGCAUGACGUUCUCUUCCACAUCUUUACCUGCGACCUCGUCCUCUUCUACGUUGACACGGACAUCAAGCAGCUCCUCCACCUCAAGGAGUAUGACGUUUUCUAUCACAUCCGUAUCAGUGACCUCUUCUACAUUGACACGGACGUCAUGCAGCUCCUCCAUCCACCUCAAGCACAACGAACUUCUCUUCCACAUCGUUAUCAGUGACUUCUUCUACAUUGACACGGACGUCCAGCAGCUCCUCCACCUCAAGGAGCCCGACCUCAGAAACCACGACAUCCUAUCUCUGCAACGGCAGCCGAUGGCAACAGUAGUUUCCAGACAGGCGAUGAAGCAACAACCACCGCCGAAGUCGCAUCAGGGGAGCGACGGACUGACCUCUUGGAGGAGGAACAGAUGGGUCGGAUGGGUGAUCUUCUUCUGGGUCGUGUUGGCAGGGCUGAUCAUAAUUGGGGUGGUGGUGGCGGCAAGACUUGAACAAUGUAGACGCCCGACGGGUGAUGGAGGUGAACACGCGCAGCUCUAA